GGCACCACCUUGGCACCAUCUUCAAGCUAGACUCUUCAUUCGCGUUUACAAAGGAUGUGAAUCUGCCCAGGAACAACUCGAACAUUUGGCAAGCAGUACCUGUCGCCAUCUUUGUUAGGGUCACGAUGACUUCCGGCCGGGGCGGAAAAGAAUCUAAUCCAUUUGUAGGGUCUGGGUUGAUAAGGGCGGGAAUUUGGCCCGGUCGCUCCUCGCCCUCUGGCGGCUCCAAACAGCGGGCCGGCUUGCUUUGACUACCUGCCUGCUCCCAGAUCCAAACGGAGAGUCCCCAGGGGGUGACUUUCGGGGUUCGGGCUUACAGAUGGGCGAUGAGGGGCCGGGAAGCACGGUGCAUCUGCUGUGCCUCGCAGCCUCCAGCGGGGUCCCCCUCUUCUGCAGGAGCAGCAGCGGCGGCGCCCCCUCCCGUCCACAGCUCCCUUUCUCUGUCAUCGGCUCCCUCAAUGGAGUCCACAUGUUCGGGCAGAAUCUGGAUGUGCAACUGAACUCUGCAAGAACGGAAGACACGACCGUGGUGUGGAAGAGCUUCCAUGACAGCAUCACGCUCAUUGUGCUGUCAAACGAGGAGGGCACCUCUGAGCUGAGGCUAGAAAGAAUGCUGCACAUGGUGUUUGCAGCCAUGGUUCUCAUCGUGGGACUUGAGGAGCUGACAAAUAUCAGGAAUGUAGAGAGACUGAAGAAGGAACUGAGGGCCAGCUACUGCCUCAUCGACAGCUUCUUGGGGCACUCGGAGCUCAGCGGGGACCUGACGCAGUGUGUGGACUGUGUCAUUCCUCCAGAGGGGGCCCUGAUGCAGGAAACACUGUCAGGGUUUGCAGAAGCCACUGGCACGGCCUUUGUCAGCCUCCUGGUAUCAGGUCGAGUGGUGGCAGCAACCGAGGGCUGGUGGCGCCUGGGCAUGCCUGAAGCUGUGCUGAUCCCUUGGCUGGUGGGGUCCUUGCCACCGCAAGCUGCUCGUGACUACCCUGUGUAUCUGCCCCACGGGAGCCCCACGGUCCCACAUCGGUUGUUGACACUGACGCUGCUGCGGGGCCUGGAGCUGUGUCUGCUGUGUGGGCCACGCCCACCCCUCAGCCAGCUGGACCCACAGCUGCUGGACCGCUGGUGGCAGCCACUACUAGAACCCCUCCGAGCCUGCCUGCCUCUGGGCCCUAGGGCGCUGCCCGAUGGGUUCCCACUGCACAGUGAUAUCCUUGGGCUGCUGUUGCUCCACUUGGAACUGAGACGCUGCCUCUUCACAGUGGAGCCCUCGAAGGAUAAAGAGCCUUCUCCUGAGCAGCGCAGGCGCCUCCUCAGAAACUUCUACACCCUGGUGGCCAGCACGCACUUCCCACCAGAACCAGGGCCUGCAGAGAAAGAAGAUGCAGUCCACCCAGCCCAGACGCCCAGAGCCUGCUAUCUUGUGCUAGGGCCAGGCACGGGGUGGCAGCUGGUGGCUCUGCAGCUAGGGCUGCGCCUGCUACUGCUGAUGCUGUCCCCUCAGAGCCCCACCCAUGGGCUUCGGAGCCUGGCCACCCAUACUCUGCAAGCCCUUACCCCGCUCCUUUGAGCACCUGGGGGUAAGCAGUAAAUAGACGGGAUAAUA
Messenger RNA from Meriones unguiculatus (Mongolian gerbil), 1600 nucleotides. RefSeq names its product fuzzy planar cell polarity protein (gene Fuz). NCBI's taxonomy places the organism in Eukaryota, Metazoa, Chordata, Mammalia, Rodentia, Muridae. Bases 320 to 1564 code for a protein of 414 amino acids. Gene Ontology annotation, biological process: non-motile cilium assembly; vesicle-mediated transport. The transcript has 11 exons. The record is from RefSeq and is a predicted model, not a curated record.